AUAUCUCGCCUAUUUGUAAAACAUAUAUACGAUUUGCGAGAGGGAAAAUAUACCGUCAAUGCUUGCACGCAGCUUUUUAGCAACAAAAUCUCUUUGUCGCCAUUAUCAUCAACAUCAUCGUCGUCGUCGUCGACAUCGUUGCUGUUAAUUUGCACAUUUUGUGUAUGUGUGUUUGUGUGUGUGUGUGUGUGUGGCGAAGAAAAAGAUUUGCCAGCAAGAUUAAGCAUCCGAUUCGUAUGUGUCAAAUCGCGCGCUGUGUGCACUAAGAUCCUUGCUUGCUGUGGAAAAAAAGACAUUUAUAUGCAUUAACAUUUUUUGUUUGUUUGUUUGUUUCGUCGAACUGUUGUCGUUGAGUAAUCGCUUCCGUUUCACGGAACUGACAAGAAUUGCAUGGACACAACAAAAGAAAAAAACAAAUACACGUUGGACUCAGAACUGUGCAACCGUACGUAAGAGUUUUGGUUUAAAAUCGCACAACGGAAAAAAGGAGCGACCGAAAAAAAAACAAUCUAUACUGAGAGUAAAAAUUGAAUGUGCGUUUGUGAUAUAAGUGAAAUACAUUGAACACGUAAAUAUUUAUAAACAGUUUACAGUUUAUUUUUUGGAUUUUUCUUUUCGUUUUUCAAUCCGAUUGAGAAACGAAUUUAAAACACUGCAAACGAAUCACAUAUACGAACAAAUCGCCGCGACAGUGGUAGAUUAACAGCGGGCCAACUGAAUAAAAGCGAGAAAAGAAAUAACGAUACAACGAAUCGAAGCCACCGCAACUACAACAAAAGUCUUCAACAACUGGUUUUAAGCCGUUGAUAUUGGGAAAUGAGAAGUGACAUGCGAUGGCUGUUAUUAUUAACAGCCAUAAUCGGAAUCGUAGGAUGUGCUGAUGCACUUAAAGCAACUUCAUUGAUCUUCGGCCGAGUACCAAAUUCAAAUAAAACAACCGCCGCCACAAUACCAACAACGACCACCACCACAUCAACAACGGUGGCCACAAUCGAUGGAGAUCAAGAAAUCAGCGAUGACGAGAAAAAUGAUGGUGAAGCAACUGAUGAAGAAUCAACGAAACCACCGUUGACCGGAAUACCACAGAUCGACUACAUUUGGGAUCCAAACUUACCAAGAGAACUCAAUGGAUUCAAUCUGUCCACGUAUCCGUUCUUGAACUCCGUUCCCGACAGUGAUGACAUUGAUUUCAAGUGCGACGGAUUGCACGAUGGCUUCUAUGCUUCCAUCAAAUAUAGUUGUCAACUUUAUCAUCAUUGCGUUUAUGGAAUUCGACAUGAUUUCUUGUGUGCCAACUUCACCGCUUUCGAUCAGAAAUCGUUCAUCUGUCACUUUGUGUCCGAGGUCAAUUGCAAAGCAUCCACCAAAUACUGGUUUAGAAAUGAUGCUUUGUACAAGGCGACAACCACUACAUCAACAACGACAACAACAAUCGCACCGCCUCCAACGACCAGCCAAGCACCCGAACGUCCACGUCGACCGGAGGGAAGACGACCAUUGCGCAGAAGAAGACCUCAACAUGAAUACUACUAUGAUGAUGAAGACUAUGACGACGAUUAUGUCGAAGAACGAAUGAAUCGAAGACGUAAAACGAAUCGAAAUAGAAAUCGUCGUCCAUCCGAGUAUGAUGAUGAUUAUGAUAGUCCGCCACGAACAAACUACAAAGAUGACGAAGAUGAUUACUCGUACGAACAGAGAUCAACGCACCGUCAUCGAAACCGAAACCGGGAUAGUGACGAUGACUUUGAAUAUGAUCGGCGAAGCUAUAGAAAUCGAAAACGACCAACCGAGAAUAAAAGACAACAUGAUGAUGAUCGACGAAAUGAAGACACUGACGAGCGUCGACCGCAUUCCGACAGCCGAAAACACCAGCACGAUACAACAACCGAAAGUGGAUUAAAACGCAAGUUUAAUGACCAUCGAACAUCAGCGAACGAUGAUCGAAAGGCACACAACGACGAUAUAAGUUCAUAUGAUGAUCGACGUUCUUUGGGCGAAGAUGAUAGACCUCACUCGGACGACAGAAGAACAAUGCAUGACGAGCGCCGAAAGGUGAACGAUGAUCGACGACCGGCGGAUGAUGACAGAAGGAGUUCGAUGGAUGAAGGUCGACGAAACACACACGACAAACGGCGACCAACAUCCGAACGAAGACCACAAUACGAAGAUGAUUACGAGGAUUUGCCAAAAAAACAGGGCAACCAUGAUGAUGAGGAUUACGAUGAUCGUUCAUACAAACGGCCACAUGGUAACAAACCGGAAAUUGUUCCAAAAGUGCGAUCGUCAAGUGCAACCUCAUCGAUUUUCAAUCGACCACGUGCACCACCGAAAAUCAGUCGUCCCGUUCCGAACAAUGAAAAGAAAAAGUAUGAGUACGUACCACAGAAAUCGGAAAAGUCAACAACAGCAGCGGCGCCAGCAACCGACGAGGAACUCUACGAUGAGUAUGACUACGAGGGAGAAAAGAUGGCACACAUAGAUAUUAAACACGAACCGGCUGAUAGUAAAAAGGGACAACCGGCUCCUUCUAGUCAACGCGAUCAGCGGCCGGGACCACUCAGAGUCGAACUGAAACAAGAGAAACUUUCGUCCACCUUCAAUACCGAUGAGUUGGAGGAUGAAGAUUUCGAUAUAAAAGAUAAGGUGACAUCGAUUAAACCGCAACGCUCAACAUCGCCAAAAGUUGAACCAGCCCAACAGCCACAGCAGCAGCAGCAGCAACAACAUCCACAACGACCAGCCAAGCCAGAUUACUUUGAGAAGCCGAGAGAAACGCCGCUUAAAUCGAAUGAAAGACCAGCAUUAGAUUUCAAUAAGGAUGAAUAUAUUCCGGACUCGGAUCUAGGUGAUUAUCCCGAUGAAGAAAUUGACGAUCGGUUGACAAAAGAAGAGGAAAUUCGUCAACCGGAAUCGGUACCAACGCGAACUGAAUUCCAUCCAAAUCCAGUACCAAUCCAGGAGCAUCAAAUGAAAGUGCCGGAACCGAUCGCCAUUCCAAAACAAAUCAAAGAGGAAAUUCUGCCAAAAAUCCCAUACGCACCACCGCAACCACAGCAGGAUUUGCAAUUCAAGACGAAGUUCCAUCGAUUGUCACCAUCGAGCAUACGAACGGCAGCCGAAAGCUUCCAGAAGCCAAACACUGAACCCGAAGAGCGUGAUGUCUAUACCAUUUUGGCGAAAGACACAAUUUCAUCGAUUCGUGAACCAUCCGGUUUCAGGCCCGUCAGUUAUAAUGAACAGCCACACGAUUUGGAUGCGGACACAAAUCCAAAGAAUCGACCAUUCGUACGCAUUAUGAAACGACCAUUUUUGCCAAGUCGCGGCGGAAGCCCAUAUUUACCGAGGGGCUUGAAACCGGUUGGCGCUGGCAUCACAACAUCUGAAUACACUACCGAAAAUUCAUACGGUAGUUCAAAAUCAUCGUCGUCAUCGUCGGCGGCGGCGGAGGCCAUAGGCAACUUGCAAUUGUACGGACACCAAUUACCAAUUUCCCGUACAAGCCCAAACAAUGCGUACGCACAGCCACAAUCACAAUUUUCAAUGCAAAUGCAUGCGCCGAGCAUUCUAAGCGAGAUGCGAACAACCACACAACAGCCACAAAUCGAACCUCCGCGCAGUCCGCUCGAUGAAAUUUUCAACAGUGAUUACGAUGUCACGCUAAACGAUGCUUUGAAUCCAACAUUGAAGCCACUGUCACAGAGCCAUGAGUCUCCCAUAGGAUUUUCAUUAAAUAAGUAUGAUCGCGCAAAUCCCUAUGCACGAUCAGAUGUAUCGCACGCGCCCUCGCAAUACCGUUCGACUGCCAUUCCCAUUCCCAUUCACUCUCGACAAGCACCGCAAACGCCAAUACAACAACAGCAGCAACAGCAACACCAACACCAACAGCAACAGCCACAACAAAAGCAGCAACAGCAACAGCAACAGCAACAGCAACAGCAACGACAGCAGCCUCAACAAUCUCAACAAUCUCAAUACUACGAUGACGAAGAAUACGAUUAUUAGUAAACUAAAAUGAAAGUAGCUCGAAAAAGAAAAAUAAAAGAAAUUUUCAAAACAAAGCAAUUUUAAUUUAUGUUUUAGGAUUUAAAGUGGAUUUUGAAAUGAAAUAAAAAAAAAGCAGACAGACGAUUAAAAAUCCAUAUGAUUAAAUCGAAUUACGAACAAACCGAUGUAGCAACCGCCGAAAUCAAUCACAGAGUUGAAGAUGGAAAACAACAGUAGUAGUGGCCGUAAUAGCAUGAGAGUAUUUCAAUCUAUUAAAUCCGUUGUCCCGUUUGUGUAAAUAUUUUUAAGACAAUUUCAAUGAGAGCGAUGGAGAGAAAGAGGAAACGAAAAUUAAUGUUUUUUUUUUAAAAGAAUACUCAACCAAGGUGAUAAACGAUGUAUCGUAAAUCGUAUGUAAUAGUUUUUUUUUUUUGUUUUUCUUUUUGUUUUAAUUUUCGGUGCAAUUUGUCAAAUCGAGUGACAUAUCGAAUGAGAGAGAAUGAUGUAGAAAUGGAGAAAAUAGGACAGAGACCGAUGAAAUAAAAUAAAGAGAUGAAGAAACAAAAAAAACACAUAAUCAUAAAACGAUACAAAGAAGAAUUUGCGUUGCUAUUUAAGAUACGCAAAUCGUUAAGAAGUGCGAUUCAUUGUAUGUGUGAUCGCGCGCUCAACCAAUAAACUGAAAACAAUAGAAUUGAACAUUAUUUUAAUGUAAAAUCUAAUGAAAAAAAAACGAUGGACGAUAAGUAGACGUAGAGGAUAAAAUACCUAAAUGUAAUGAUAUUUAAUAAAAAGAAGAAAAAAUCAGACAAAAAAAAGCACA
Messenger RNA from Sitodiplosis mosellana (orange wheat blossom midge), 4807 nucleotides. RefSeq lists its product as uncharacterized. Lineage: Eukaryota; Metazoa; Arthropoda; Insecta; Diptera; Cecidomyiidae. The transcript is spliced from 8 exons. The record is from RefSeq and is a predicted model, not a curated record. Gene Ontology annotation, cellular component: extracellular region. Gene Ontology annotation, molecular function: chitin binding. Bases 817 to 4002 code for a protein of 1061 amino acids.